GCCGAGGCACCUGCAAAGCCGGAGCAGAGCUCCCCAUUGCGCACGCUUGCCGACUUCCUUCCUUCCUUCCCUGCCUUUACCUGGCGAGGGAGCGGCCAGGGAGCCCCGCCCCGUCCCUCCGGGCAGCCCUUGAUCCCUCCCCCUUCCGCUUUUCCCUCCCUUUGCAUUUAGUCCAGUAAGUUUUCCCCGGGAGCCGGGCAAAGGUCGAGCGCUUCUCUCCGGCUUUGCACCGCCCGGCCGCCCUCUGCUCUCUCUUCUCCUCUUUGCAGUCCAAGAGGCAGACUUCCUGGGCUCUUCCUCCUGCUCCCAGGCCGGACUUUGGAUUGUACCGAAGGGGUUUUCCUCUCCUUUUUGGGGCGACGUUUUUGGAUGCUUCGGGGACUGGGCUCUCCUUGCGCGCCGCCUGCCAGGAGGACAUGUCGGUGGCGGAGCUCUACACCAAGUAUACGAGAGUAUGGAUUCCUGACCCAGAGGACGUCUGGAAAUCAGCAGAAAUCAUCAAAGAUUACAAAGAAGGAGAUAAAACUCUACAGCUGAAACUAGAAGAUGAAACGAUCCAGGAAUAUCCUAUUGAUCCGAAAGCCAAUAAGCUUCCCUUCUUGCGUAACCCGGAUAUUUUGGUUGGAGAAAAUGACCUGACAGCUUUAAGUUACCUCCACGAACCUGCAGUCUUGCACAACUUAAAAAUCCGAUUCUUAGAAUCGAACCACAUCUACACGUAUUGUGGUAUUGUCCUGGUUGCCAUUAAUCCCUAUGAACAGUUGCCAAUCUAUGGACAAGAUGUUAUCUAUGCUUACAGCGGCCAAAACAUGGGAGACAUGGAUCCCCAUAUCUUUGCAGUUGCAGAGGAAGCAUACAAGCAAAUGGCCAGAGAUGAGAAGAACCAGUCUAUUAUUGUUAGUGGGGAGUCUGGAGCUGGCAAGACGGUCUCUGCCAAAUACGCCAUGCGCUUCUUCGCUUCAGUCGGAGGUUCUUCCAGUGAAACCAAUAUUGAAGAGAAGGUCUUGGCUUCCAGCCCUAUUAUGGAGGCAAUCGGGAAUGCAAAAACAACCCGCAAUGACAACAGCAGUCGGUUUGGGAAAUACAUUCAGAUCGGCUUUGAUAAAAGAUACCGGAUCAUCGGUGCGAACAUGAGGACGUAUCUGCUUGAGAAAUCAAGAGUUGUAUUUCAGGCAGAAGAUGAGCGAAACUAUCACAUUUUCUAUCAGCUGUGUGCCUCCGCUGGUCUCCCAGAAUUUAAAGAUCUCUCUCUAACAUGUGCCGAAGACUUUUUCUACACAUCCCUGGGAGGAGACACGUCUAUCGAGGGAGUGGAUGACGCAGAGGAUUUUGAGAGAACCAGGAAUGCUUUCACUCUGCUUGGAGUGAAGGACUCACACCAGAUGACCAUAUUUAAGAUACUUGCUGCCAUCCUGCAUCUCGGGAAUGUGGGGCUGCAAGCAGAACGUGAUGGAGAGUCAUGCAGUCUAUCAAAACAGGAUGAACACCUGCAUAAUUUUUGCAGAUUGCUGGGGGUGGAGCACACUCAGAUGGAGCACUGGCUCUGCCACCGGAAGCUGGUCACCACCUCAGAGACCUACAUCAAGAACAUGUCCGUCCAGCAGGUCGUGAAUGCCAGGAAUGCGCUAGCCAAACACAUUUAUGCCCAGCUGUUCAACUGGAUUGUGCAGCACAUCAACAAGGCUCUGUACACCACGGUCAAACAGCAUUCCUUCAUUGGGGUCCUGGACAUUUAUGGGUUUGAAACCUUUGAAGUGAACAGCUUUGAACAAUUCUGCAUCAACUAUGCCAAUGAAAAAUUACAACAACAGUUCAACUCGCAUGUAUUUAAAUUGGAACAAGAAGAAUACAUGAAGGAGCAAAUCCCUUGGACACUCAUAGAUUUUUAUGACAACCAGCCAUGCAUAGAUCUCAUAGAAGCUAAGCUGGGUAUUUUGGAUUUACUGGAUGAAGAAUGUAAGGUCCCUAAGGGAACAGACCAGAAUUGGGCUCAGAAACUGUAUGAUCGCCAUGGAAGCAGCCAACACUUCCAAAAGCCCCGCAUGUCCAACAUCUCCUUCAUUGUUGUACAUUUUGCAGAUAAGGUGGAAUACCAGUGUGAUGGAUUCCUGGAGAAAAACAGAGAUACUGUUUAUGAAGAGCAGAUCAACAUACUGAAGGCCAGUAAGUACCCGAUGGUUGCUGAUUUGUUUCAUGAUGAAAAAGAUCCCGUGCCCGCUGCUCCAGCUGGAAAGGGAGCUUCCUCGAAAAUCAAUAUCCGUUCUGCUCGUCCAACUAUGAAAGCUGCCAAUAAAGAGCACAAGAAAACAGUCGGGCAUCAGUUUCGUAACUCCUUACAUUUGCUAAUGGAGACCCUGAAUGCCACAACUCCGCAUUAUGUGCGUUGCAUCAAGCCAAAUGAUGAGAAGCUUCCUUUCAGCUUUGAUCCGAAGAGAGCAGUCCAGCAAUUGAGAGCUUGUGGAGUUUUGGAGACCAUCCGCAUCAGUGCAGCUGGCUACCCAUCCAGGUGGACCUACCAUGACUUUAUGAACAGGUAUCGAGUUCUUAUGAAAAAACGGGAUGUCUCCAAAAAAGAAGACAAAAAGGUGGCCUGUAAAACACUGCUUGAAAGCCUAAUUAAGGAUCCAGACAAAUUCCAGUUUGGGCGUACCAAGAUAUUCUUCCGUGCUGGCCAGGUGGCAUACUUGGAGAAACUACGGGCAGAUAAGUUCCGUGCUGCCACCAUCAUGAUACAAAAAACAGUGCGUGGCUGGUUUCAGAGAAUGAUUUACAGGAGGAUGAGAGAGUCAGCAAUAAGAAUCCAGAGACAUGCCAGAGGGUUCCUGGCACGGAGGCUGGCUGCUCGUCUACGGCAAACAAAAGCAGCCAUUGUUUUCCAGAAGCAAUACCGAAUGGUGGAGGUCCGCCGUGCAUACCUAGCCAUCCUUAAAGCUGUCAUCACCAUCCAAGCCUUCACGCGAGGAAUGUUUGUAAGAAGGAGCUAUCAAAAGAUGCUCAUGGAACACAAGGCCACGGUCAUCCAGAAGCACGCCCGGGCUUGGCUGGCUCGCAAGCGUUUUGCCCGAUUCAGAAGUGCUGCUGUGGUCGUCCAGUGCUACUUCAGGCGCAUGAAGGCCAAGCGGGAGCUGAAGACCCUGAAGAUAGAGGCACGGUCUGCAGAGCACUUGAAGAGGCUUAACAUUGGCAUGGAGAACAAGGUUGUUCAGUUGCAGAGGAAGGUAGAUGAACAGAACAAAGAAUACAAGCUCCUGAAUGAGCAGCUCUCCACAGUCACCUCUACUUAUUCUGUUGAGAUAAGCAAAUUACAGAAGGAACUGCAACGCUAUCAACAGAAGAAUGAGGACGAGAACCAGAUUACAAAUUUGCAAGAAGAGAUUGACACUCUCCGGUUGGCGCUGGAAAAGGCGCACGGGGAGAGAAAAAUUGUGGAAGAUACCUACACAAAGGAGAAAGACGUCCUCCAAAAGCGGAUAUCGGACUUGGAGGAAGAAAAUGUGCUGCUAAAGCAGGAAAAAGAGAAUCUGAACAACAAAAUCUUGUGUCAGACGGAAGAUGAAAUUUCACAAAAUGCCGUUGAGGAAAAUCUUCUGAUGAAGAAGGAGCUGAAUGAGGAGCGAACUCGCUAUCAGAACCUGGUGAAGGAGUAUUCGAGCCUCGAGCAGAGAUACGACAACUUGAGGGAUGAGAUGACUAUCAUAAAGCAAACUUCAGGACACAGAAGAAAUCCGUCUAACCAAAGCAGCCUGGAAUCAGAUUCCAAUUACCCAUCGAUUUCUACAUCUGAGAUUGGAGAUACAGAAGAUGCGAUACAGCAAGUGGAGGAGGUUGGCGUGGAGAAGGCAGCUAUGGACAUGACUCUCUUCUUAAAGCUUCAGAAGCGAGUGCGAGAACUGGAGCAGGAAAGAAAGAAACUGCAAAGCCAGUUGGAAAAGAAGGACAGCGAAAGCAAGAAAUCCCAGGUAAUUGAAACGAAGAACGAAAUGGAUUUGGACCGUGAUACGGAUCUAGCAUACAACAGUCUGAAGAGGCAAGAGUUAGAGUCAGAGAACAAGAAACUGAAAAAUGACCUUAACGAGCUGAGGAAGGCCGUAGUGGACCGGGUGGCCCAGAACAACAACUGUUCCCAUGACAUCUACGACAGUUACAGCCUCCUCCUCAAUCAGCUCAAGUCCGCUAAUGAAGAGCUGGAAGUGCGGAAGGAAGAGGUGCUUAUUCUAAGGACACAGAUUAUAAAGGCAGCCCAGCAAAAAGAUGCUGGCAGAAACAUGGAAUCGAACAACAUCCAAACGGUUUGGCCAAACAGUGAUAAACAUGUAGAUCCGGAAGACGCCAUCGAGGCUUAUCACGGAGUGUGUCAAACAAACCGCAAGACUGAGGACUGGGGGUAUCUGAAUGAAGACGGAGAGCUCGGCUUGGCCUAUCAGGGUCUCAAGCAAGUUGCCAGGCUUCUUGAAGCUCAGCUCCAGGAGCAAAAAAGAAAUCAUGAAGAAGAACUGGAAAAACUGGAAGAAGAGAUGCAAGCUCUGAGGGGUGAAAUGGAAAAACAACAGGAGGCCUUUUAUCAGACCCUUCAACUGUCGCCAGAAGCUCAAGUAGAGUUUGGCAUACAACAAGAAAUCACGAGGCUGACCAACGAAAACCUGGAUCUCAAAGAGCUUCUGGAAAAGUUAGAAAAAAAUGAAAGGAAGCUUAAAAAACAACUACGGAUUUACAUGAAGAAGGUCCAGGAUUAUGAAACCGAUCAAGCCGUUAUACAAACUGAAAAACAGCAGCACGAACUCAGCAGGCAAGUCACCGUCCAAAGGAAGGAGAAAGAUUUCCAAGGAAUGCUGGAGUAUUUCAAAGAAGAUGAGCAGUUCAUCAUCAAAAAUCUCAUUACAGAUUUAAAGCCUCAGACAGUAUCUGCUACAGUACCCUGUCUUCCCGCUUAUAUCCUGUACAUGUGCAUCAGGCACGCAGAUUACAUCAACGAUGAUCAUAAAGUACAUUCCUUACUCACCUCCACCAUCAAUGGCAUUAAGAAAGUAUUAAAGAAACAUAACGAUGAUUUUGAAAUGACAUCUUUUUGGCUGGCCAACACCUGUCGCCUUCUUCACUGCCUGAAGCAGUACAGCGGAGAUGCGGGUUUUAUGACCCAGAAUACUGCCAAACAGAACGAGCAUUGCCUGAUUAAUUUCGACCUCACUGAGUAUCGCCAGGUCUUAAGCGACCUCUCCAUACAGAUCUACCAGCAGCUCAUUAAAAUUGCAGAAGGUGUCUUGCAGCCCAUGAUAGUGACUGCCGUAUUGGAAAACGAAAGCAUCCAGAGCCUCUCAGGCAUAAAGCCCAUGGGCUACCGGAAACGAAGCUCUAGCAUGGAGAACACUGACAACUCUUACACUUUGGAGGCUAUCAUCCAUCAGCUGAACACCUUCCACAGCACCAUGUACGACCAGGGCCUUGACCCCGAGAUCAUCCAGCAGGUGGUCAAGCAGCUCUUCUACAUGAUCAAUGCCGUGGCCCUCAACAACCUCCUGCUGAGGAAGGACGUCUGCUCCUGGAGCACAGGGAUGCAACUCAGGUUUAACAUCAGCCAGCUGGAGGAAUGGCUGCGAGGGAAGAACCUGCACCAAAGCGGAGCUGCCAAAACCUUGGAGCCUCUGAUCCAGGCCGCACAGCUCCUACAGCUGAAAAAGAAGACCUCUGAAGAUGCCGAAGCAAUUUGCUCCUUAUGCACUUCCCUCACUAUGCAGCAGAUUGUAAAAAUCCUCAACCUCUACACUCCUGUUAAUGAGUUUGAAGAGCGAGUGACUGUAGCCUUCAUAAGAAAUGUUCAGGCGCUUCUCCAAGAGCGGAACGACCCUCCGCAGCUGCUGCUGGACUUCAAGUUCAUGUUUCCAGUUUUGUUCCCAUUCAGUCCUUCCUCUCUCACCAUGGACUCCAUCCACAUCCCGGCUUCUCUUGGACUGGAUUUCCUUAUGAAAGUUUAAAGACACAAUUUGGAAUCCCAAGAGUCCAACUUUCUAAGAGUUCAAGCAAAAAAAGAAAAGAAAAGAAUAACUUAAAGGAUGUCUUCAAAUGUGGACCAAACUAUUGGUUGAAACAAACCAAUACAUUUUAGCCAAUUAAUGUUCAAUUGUACAGCUUAAAAAUUGAAUCUUAUAUUUUCAUUGGAUGCUUUUUGAUUUGUACAGGGAUAUUUUUUUUUGGAGGGGACUAGAUCUUUCAACUAAUACUUGAAACAAAAAAGGGGAUUUGUACUGCUCAAUAACAUGCUAAUAUAUUGUCUCCCAACUGUCACUCAAGUUCUGGCAUUAGUAAGAGAGACGUCUGUUUUGAUUUUCAUAAAUUAUUUUACGUUAAAAAAACAAAAAACAAAAAAAGCAACUUAGAUGGCCAAGCAUCUUUAAACUGUUCUAGGUUAUGAGGUUUGCCAUUACAUAUUAGAAGCAGACUUCAGUUGGUGCUACCAGCCACUAUUUGAAAAAUAUUGUUUCAUAGAUUAGAGUUGCAGUAGGCAAAACUAUGGAUUUGUGACACUGUUUAAAAAGUGUUACUUGUACUCUGAGACUUAGCAAAGCGACUAAAGUUAAUCUUCUCUGCUCCAUUACAUACAAAUUUGUAUAUAGUAUAAUGCGGACUGGUAACUAAAACAGCAUCAGUCCACCACUGACAUAUUACAUGACCAUAAAUACAUUUAUUUUGAAAA
Anolis carolinensis (green anole) is the source of this 6688-nucleotide messenger RNA. It is a transcript of the gene myo5b, whose product is annotated as myosin VB. Bases 417 to 5969 code for a protein of 1850 amino acids. The transcript has 40 exons. Gene Ontology annotation, biological process: vesicle transport along actin filament; actin filament organization. Gene Ontology annotation, molecular function: microfilament motor activity; actin filament binding; ATP binding. Gene Ontology annotation, cellular component: cytoplasm; myosin complex; vesicle. The record is from RefSeq and is a predicted model, not a curated record. Lineage: Eukaryota; Metazoa; Chordata; Lepidosauria; Squamata; Anolidae.